Messenger RNA from Fonsecaea nubica, 1980 nucleotides. RefSeq lists its product as hypothetical. Lineage: Eukaryota; Fungi; Ascomycota; Eurotiomycetes; Chaetothyriales; Herpotrichiellaceae. The transcript has a single exon. Bases 1 to 1980 code for a protein of 659 amino acids. Gene Ontology annotation, cellular component: membrane. Gene Ontology annotation, molecular function: xenobiotic transmembrane transporter activity; antiporter activity. The record is from RefSeq and is a predicted model, not a curated record. Gene Ontology annotation, biological process: xenobiotic detoxification by transmembrane export across the plasma membrane.
AUGGCGACGCCUCCCAAAUACAUCAGCCCUCUCGAGCGUGUCACCAGUGUCACGAACCGAGUCUUCUCCAACUCCCUCCCAGAUCCAUCGCCCAUCGCCCAGGCCUCACUUGCCCGGGAUAUCGAGGAAGACACGGACGAGGAAACCACAGAGACAGAGUCCGAAUCAGAGGGUUCUACGCUGCGGCCUUCCACAUCUGCUCCAGGAACAGGGGGAUAUUCAUUUGUGGGAUCAUACCGCAGACCGAGCUUUGCUGGAGCGGGAAACAGAGCUACCCUCCUACCCCGCCUUGCACCAGAACAUGAGCGACUCUCCAAGGAAGAGAGACAGCGGGCAAUGGAGGAGGAACGGUCGCUACUGAGAGACAACAAUCUAAUACCACCCAAACACCCUCAGACCGCGGGCGACCAAGGCAGUCGCAGGAGAAGCAUUUUCCAUAUACCUGGCGGUGACCGCAAAAUCCCUCGAGAUGAAGAGGCAGUCCCAGCGGUGGAGGUUAACGCCGGCCUUGCAACUGAGGUCUCGCCGUUGUUAGGUGACCCAGGCCUCCCUUAUGGCGGACAAGAUGACGCCCAGACCAUCAAUCAGAAGUGGGAGGAAGCUGUGGCAGCAGGCAUGAUUCACACAACCUGGCAGCGCGAAGCCAAAGUAAUUGCUCGGUACUCUGCGCCGUUGAUGGUAACCUUUAUGCUCCAGUAUUCGCUCACCGUCGCGAGCAUUUUCACGGUUGGACAUAUCGGUACAGUGGAGCUAGGGGCAGUGAGCCUGGCAUCUAUGUCUGCCAACAUCACUGGCUAUGCCAUUUACCAAGGUCUAGCCACGUCUCUUGACACCCUCUGUGCGCAAGCCUACGGAUCCGGCCGCAAGAAACUGGUCGGCCUGCAAAUGCAGCGCAUGAUCUACUUUCUAUGGACCAUCACCAUACCCAUUGCCAUCAUCUGGCUCCUUGCGGACAAAAUUCUCCUUGCCCUGGUCCCCGAACCAGAGGUCGCUAAGCUCGCAGGCCUGUAUCUGAAGGUCGUCCUCUGUGGUGCACCUGGCUAUGCAGCCUUUGAGUCCGGGAAACGCUUUGUCCAGGCUCAGGGGCUCUUCUCAGCCUCUCUCUAUGUUCUCCUUUUCUGUGCCCCGUUUAAUGCUUUCAUGAACUGGCUGUUCGUCUGGAAGCUGGAAAUGGGGUUUGUGGGAGCCCCUAUCGCUGUGGCCAUCACAGAUAAUUUGCUCCCACUAGGUCUCUUCAUCUACGUCCGUUUCUUCUCCAAGACCGGUAUGUCGUGCUGGAACGGAUUCACAAAAAAGGCGUUACAGAACUGGGGACCCAUGGUCAAACUAGCCUUGCCAGGGGUGGUGAUGAUUGAAGCCGAAGUUCUCGCAUUCGAAAUUUUGACCUUUGCUGCCUCGUAUUUCGGCACGACAGUCCUCGCCGCACAGUCUGUUCUCGCCACACUCACCUCGAUCACAUUCCAGAUCCCCUUCCCCCUGUCUAUUGCUGGCUCCACGCGGGUCGCAAACCUCAUCGGUGCCACAUUGGCAGAUGCCGCAAAAGUGUCAACACGUGUGACCUUCUCCGCUGCCAUUGUCGUUGGCAUCCUCAACGUGACCCUCCUCUCGGCCCUGAAAGACUACAUCCCGCACCUCUUCACCUCAGACCCUGAGGUGGUCCGCAUCGUUAGCGAAAUUCUCCCUCUGUGCGCAGCUUUCCAACUAUUCGAUGCUCUUGCCGCCAACUGUAACGGCGUCCUCCGCGGCCUAGGUCGACAAGAAUUCGGCGGUUACGUGCAGCUGUUCUGCUACUAUGUCUUUGCAAUGCCAAUCAGUUUCGGCACGGCGUUCGGUGCCGGCUGGGGGCUUUGGGGACUUUGGACCGGUGUGGCCCUCGCGCUGGGCCUGGUGGCUGUGAUUGAAUUCGUGUACCUCGCACGGACCGACUGGCAGAGGAGCGUCGAGGAAGCGAGGGCCAGGAAUCUAGAAAGUGGCCAGUGA